AUACAGGACAAAGCUAAUUAAGGUCCUGGUGGAUACAUACAACUAUAAAAAUCGAAUCUUCUUCUCUCUCCAAGUAAUAUUAAUUAUUAUACGUUUCUUUUCUUAGCUGGAUCUUAGUUAAGAUAGAUGCCUACUCCACAUCUAUAAAAGGCAAAGGUAUGUCUUCUCUAUUCUGCAUUCCAAUAUAGAGCAUACAGUCUCCACCUAGAACUACUAGAUUAUUGAUUAUCUCUAUCCUGUCAAGAUGAAGAAUCUUGUUUCUUUGUUGCUUUGCAUGUUAGCUUUCGGAGUUCUUGCGUUCACCGAAGCCGGUAGGCUCCAGGAGGACUUCUACUGUCAAAGCUGUCCUCUUGCCGAGGAGAUUAUAAAAAAUUUAACGUGGGAACACGUCAAGGCCAACCCUACCGUACCAGCCAGGCUCCUCAGACUGCACUUUCAUGACUGCUUUGUUAGGAACUACUGGAUUAUUGAUUAUCUCUAUCUUGUCAAGAUGAAGAAUCUUGUUUCUUUGUUGCUUUGCAUGUUAGCUUUCGGAGUUCUUGCGUUCACCGAAGCCGGCAGGCUCCAGGAGGACUUCUACUGUCACAGCUGUCCUCUUGCCGAGGAGAUUAUAAAAAAUUUAACGUGGGAACACGUCAAGGCCAACGCUACCGUACCAGCCAGGCUCCUCAGACUGCACUUUCAUGACUGCUUUGUUAGGGGUUGUGAUGGUUCCAUUUUGUUGAACUCAACUGCUAACAACACUGCAGAGAAGGCCGCAACGCCGAACCUGACCUUGUUGGGUUUCGACGUGAUUGAUGAUAUAAAAGAAAAAGUAGAGGAAGCAUGUCCAGGAGUUGUGUCUUGUGCUGAUAUUCUUGCUUUGGCUGCCAGAGAUUCUGUUUCAUUCCAAUACAAAAGAAAUCUCUGGAAAGUGUAUACUGGUAGAAGAGAUGGCACCAUUUCACGAGCUUCUGAAGUCUCGGGCAAUAUUCCUUCUUCUGUCUCCAACUUCACCGUCCUUAAACAAAAUUUUGCUAAAAAAGGCCUCGACGUGCUUGACCUUGUUGUAUUAUCAGGUGGACACACAAUCGGAGUAGGGCACUGCGAUGCCUUUAGCAAAAGGCUCUACAACUUCACUGGAAAAGGCGACCAAGACCCUUCAUUGGAUCCGAGCUACGCUGCUUUCCUCAAGACCCAAUGCAAGAGCCUAAGCGACAACACCACGAUCGUCGCAAUGGACCCCGGUAGCGCUCUGAACUUCGACAAUCACUACUAUGUCACCCUGGAGCAACAUAAGGGUCUGUUUCAGUCCGAUGCAGCGCUUCUUACUAACGAGGACGCACGCAACAUCGUUCAAGAGUUCCUUACUUCAUCAACGUUCUUUGGGCAGUUUGCGGAGUCGAUGGUGAAGAUGGGAGACAUUGAAGUUCUUACAGGCGAGCAAGGGCAGAUCAGGGAGCAUUGUGCUUUUGUCAACUUCCUAAGCAGUUAUUAAGGACUAAAGUUGUUGAUUUUAUUUAUGUUAUUGUAUUUGUCAUAAUAAACUAGAUGAUCCAUAUUUAUGGAUUGAUCUACUUAAGCUUAAUUUGUGAUAGUUGAUUAUUUGUUUAACUGAAAUGAAUGAUCAUUAGGCAC
Molecule: messenger RNA, 1617 nt
Organism: Rubroshorea leprosula
Lineage: Eukaryota; Viridiplantae; Streptophyta; Magnoliopsida; Malvales; Dipterocarpaceae
Source: the annotation of a GenBank genome assembly